Tinamus guttatus (white-throated tinamou) is the source of this 951-nucleotide messenger RNA. The record is from RefSeq and is a predicted model, not a curated record. Lineage: Eukaryota; Metazoa; Chordata; Aves; Tinamiformes; Tinamidae.
GUCCACAAUGAGUUCCUGCUGGAGUCGGAGCAGGAAGGCUUCAUCCUGCGCAUGCGGGACAUCAUCCACCGCGUGGAGACCCUGCUGCGCAAGGAGGGCUGCGGCGGGCGGCCCGCCGGCGAGUUCGUGUUCCUGCUGUCCGAGAAGUGGCACCUGGACCAGGCGGCAAGGUACCAAGCGGUGGAAAUACUCGAAAGGUUUAUGAUUAAACAGGUAGAACAAACGUUUAAAUCCUCCGGGGAGGCCAGGAAGAGCAGCGACCAAGGACAAGGGACGGGCUGGAGCUCUCGCAGGGACGCGAUCUGCGACACGUUCGUCCUGCGGCUCGUGUCGUGCGUCCAGCUUGCCAGCAAGCUCUCCUUGCACUAUAAGAUAGUUAACAGUGACACAGCUUUAAAGUUUCUGCAGUCCUUAAAAUACUCAUACACUAAGCAGGAAUUACUUGAGUCAGAACUUGCCAUUUUAAAAGCUCUGCACUUCCAGAUCAAUGUGUCAACUCCUUUGACUUACGUUGAGUUGCUUCUAGAGGUCUUAGGACAUAACGGCUGCCUGCUUCCUGCAAAGCCGCUGCACGAGAUGUGCAUGCACGUGCUGGACUUCUCCUAUCUUACGAGAGACGCCAUCUACGAUACCCUGCUGAAGACUGCGAUUGAAAAUUCAACACCAAGCCAGCUGCAGGUAGCAAAGUUCCUGACAGUCAAGGAAGAUUUCAUGCUUUUGGCUGUUGGAAUCAUCAGCACAAGUGCUUUCAUAUUAAACCCCAAGCACUGGAAUCAGGUUGUGGAGCAUUUAAACUGUAUCACUGGUAUUACUUCACAAAGUAUCUUGGAAUUUUCCUACGCAGUGUUGACACACAUCAUUGGCAGCACCACUCCAAAGCAGCACUGCAGGAGCAGUGGCAGGAGCCCAGAGAACAGAACUGUACCGCUAAUGUCGAUUUAUCUUCUGUAG